UUUGGUUUAAGGGGGAGGCACUCUUGUUUGAGAAGAAACCAAAACAUGCUCACGUUAUAGACAGAGUUGUUGCUAAUGAUCAAGUCAAUCUAGAGCAGAAAGAAGUAAAAAUAGUUUAAAGUAGAGCAGUGGAAAAAUUUUACGAUGAAGUAGAGGACAAAAUUUAUAGAUCUAGUGAAUAUAAGUCUGCAGUGUAAUAUUUCACUCUAUUCUAUUAUAAUUAUUCCAUAUUUCCUAUUCACUCACUGUGUCAGUGUGUGUGUUAUUCAGCCUAUUGAAGUAUUGAAUUAAUUUAAUUUAUCUACGUCGACCGUCGUCUACGACAAUCUUUUUGUUCAACUUAACAGCUGGCAAGGUUUCCGUCCCACUGUUUGGAGAUUCAGACGAAUCUAUUAGAGCGUAUUUUCCAUAUGUAAUCAAGGUGAGGUUUACUUGGAGGCCUGGACGCCUGCUUAGCAAGGCUUACAAUUUUGACUCUUCUGGACACACACAGUUUAUCAGAUGAUGGUGUUGUUCCCAGUCACCGAAUUUCUUUCUUAACAAGGAUAAGAUGAUGUCACAGUCAAAGCAAAAGUUUAAACUGAUUGACUUGACAACAAAUAAUCUUAUUGAAUGGAUAACCAUUUCUCCCUUAUUCCGCGAAUCAUAAAUGGCAGCAUAGCAGGGAUCGUUGGAGUCACCUGUGUAUUCCCUAUAGAUUUAGUCAAAACCAGAUUACAGAAUCAACAAGCGGGUCAGAUUCUAUAUAAAAGUCUACCAGAUUGUGCAAUCAAAACUUUUAAGAAUGAAGGUUUUUUUGGCAUGUAUAGAGGGUCAGGGGUCAAUCUACUGCUCAUAACUCCAGAGAAAGUGAUCAAGCUUGUAGGAAAUGACUUCUUUAGACACCAUUUGAAAACUCCUGAUGGUCAACUACCUAUGUUAAGAGAAGUUUUGGCUGGUGGCAGUGCUGGACUUUGUCAGAUUAUCAUCACCACUCCAAUGGAGUUAUUGAAAAUCCAAUUGCAGGAUGCAGGAAGAAGUGCUCGACUGAAUGUAUCAGCAGAGAAUGGAAAACCAAGCUCCACAGCCACAGUGAAUCCAAAACUUUCAGCUACAAAAAUAACAUUGGAUCUUCUUCGAACUAAAGGCAUUUUGGGACUUUAUCAAGGUUGCGGGGCUACAGCACUUCGAGAUGUCACGUUCUCCGCCAUCUAUUUCCCACUUUUUGCUAAUUUAAAUAAACUAGGUAAACGUCGAGAAGGCAGUGACCAAGCCGUCUUCUAUCACUCAUUUAUCUCUGGUUGUGCUGCUGGAUGUGCCGCUUCAUUCUUCGUUACACCAUUUGAUGUUGUAAAGACUCGUUUACAAACGCUAAGUAAGGGUCAAGGCGAACAACAUUAUUCUGGAAUCAUCGAUUGCUUCAGAAAAGUGAUGGUGGCAGAAGGCCCUAAAGCUUUUUUCAAGGGCGCCUUCUGUAGGAUACUGGUGAUCGCUCCCUUGUUUGGCAUUGCACAGACAGUCUAUUACCUAGGUGUGGCUGAAUACUUGCUGGGACUACAAAAACCAUGAGAGAAAUGAAUUAGAUAUUUUGUGGAAAACACUUUUUUUCAGUUUUAGAAUAUUCUUGGUUUUCAUUUCAUUAUUAUUACUUAUAUUAUUGUACACAUGAAUAUUUUUUUUCUGUAAAAUCAAAACAGAAGGUGUGAUUGACAAAGUAUAUUUCAGUUGCAUGUUAGGGGCUAGAGACUGAUUGUUGGGGUUCUAUUAGUACUACUCAAAGACAUGAAUGAAAGGAUUGACAAGAUUUCAAGUUUAAUGUUUUCUACUGUUAACGGAGAAUUAUCUUGUACAGAAUCAUAUUGUGUUUAAACCAACAAAUGAAAUAUAAUUAUUUUGGCCAUUAGAUUCUCUUUUUUCUGAGAUUUGUACAUAUCAAAUCUUAUAUACUAAAUACACGGAUAGUUCUUAGCACUCGAAUGGAAAGAAAACUUGGAAUCUUGAAGAACCAAAAUUUUCUUUCUCUAUACUAAAGGAAUUCAAUGGAUUUUUUUUGUCCAUAUUUAUUUCUAAAUUGGUAUUAGUCACUUUUUUUGUUGCAUAGUAAGCAGCUUUUUUUUAUUUUGUGUUCUGAGGGCCCAAGUUACACUAUUACAAACACACAAAAGCAUAAGGUAACAAAUUCAUUGUUGACAUUUUUAAGAAUGGACCAGAUUUGAACCAAUCAAUUUUAUUGUUUGCUACAUAAAAAUCUCAAUUUUUUUUAGAUCUUUUAAGUUUUGUGAUAAAAGGUGUAUGGUGCAUUAGUCCUGACAGUAAUUUUGUUCAAUAUUGUAUCAGCACCCCUUUUUCAAACUUACAAUUUUUCCUAAAAUCUUGUUUAUUAUGAUUGGUCCAAUAAUGGAAACAGAAAUGUAAAUGUUUUUUUUAAUUUGUAUUUUGUAUCACAAUGUACAAAUUUUGAUUUUUUUUCCAGUAAGUUCUGAAAUUAUUCACUAAAGUUUGGUUAUUGAACCCAAUCAUUAUUCAUGCACAUAUUUAGCUGUUUAAUGUAUGGUCAGAGAGACUUUUGUUUCCCUUGCCAGUGAACAAGUAAGCUAUUAGCAGUGCGUUUCUUUAGUCCCACCCUUUUUUUUUUCAAAUUUUUUGAUAACUUACUGGAUGAUUAAAUGUGUUAAGAUUUACGACAUCAAUCAAUCCUUACUUCAGACUGGUAUCCCUCAUUUAGUACUACUGAAUAAUGCUGCUGGUUUAUUGUUCAUAGUCUGACUUGUAACACUUGUGUAUUAAUUACAAUAAUAGUUCCCUGUCAUCAUUGGAUCAAUGAAGACUUCAUAUUUUUUGUAAUAUACAUUGCAUCAAUGGUUACUGCCAACUUCCCCACCCCCUUUUUUUUUUUUUUCCUAAUUACAUUGCAUCAAUGGUGACCUCUACUCCUGCCCUUUUUAAUUAUGGUGCCCUCUACUGCUGUACUCCUUUAAUUAAUGGUGACCUCUAACCUUUAAUAUACAUUGAAUCAAUGGUGACAUCUAAUCUCUUUACAUAGCAUCAAAGGUGGCCUUUGACCCCUGUAGCAUUAAAUUAAUGACUAUUGUGUCCUCUUUAUUUCUUUAAAUAUGUGAGUCAAUUUUAAAUAAUUUGUUAUGGGUGAACUGACUCUGUAUUGGUGCAUUUAUUCACAGCCCAAAACUCUAUUCUCAUCUGUUACAUUACAUGCAGUCAAAAUUAGAUCUCUUUAUUUGCAUUUGCACUUAUAAUAGUCAAUUAUAUUUAUUUGGUUUUUUUAAUACUCUCAACAAUUACUCAUUGAUUUCUGAUUUACAUCUGAAUUUUUUUUUUUUAGUUGAAACAUAAUCUCCUUUGAAUUGAUGAAUCAUUUUUUUGUUUGUUUAUAGCAGUCAGGAUUUUUUUUUCAAUUAGGUUGUUUUAAUACUCCCAACAGAUUUACUAUUGAUUCUGCUGAUUUGCCAUUUUGAUUUUAUAUCAAAAAUAUUAGUCAUUUUGUAAAAACUUUUCUGUGAUUUCAUUUUUUUUGUGCUGAAUUUUAGUCCUGCUUGGUUUUCUACUGUUUACAACAAAAGAGAGACCUUAUAUAUCUGGCAUCCGAUUUUACUUUCUAAUCUAACUCAAUGUAUGAUUUUCUUUUUUUAUCCCCCCUCUGCUUAAGCCUUGAUGUUGCAUGCUGAGCAUCCAUUGUAACUUGGUCCUGCUGUUUAGUGCAAGUCUGUUGCAUAAGUUGUUAAAGGAAAUUUCCAUACUAAGGCUUGUCUUCGAGUCCAAAGAUUAAUGAGGAAU
Messenger RNA from Biomphalaria glabrata, 3771 nucleotides. RefSeq names its product mitochondrial glutamate carrier 1-like. Gene Ontology annotation, molecular function: L-glutamate transmembrane transporter activity; L-aspartate transmembrane transporter activity. The transcript has 12 exons. Lineage: Eukaryota; Metazoa; Mollusca; Gastropoda; Planorbidae. Bases 613 to 1548 code for a protein of 311 amino acids. The record is from RefSeq and is a predicted model, not a curated record. Gene Ontology annotation, biological process: aspartate transmembrane transport; malate-aspartate shuttle; L-glutamate transmembrane transport.